Oikopleura dioica is the source of this 4158-nucleotide messenger RNA. Lineage: Eukaryota; Metazoa; Chordata; Appendicularia; Copelata; Oikopleuridae. The record is from the annotation of a GenBank genome assembly.
AUGGAGUUGAAGAAGAGUCGAAUAAAAUAUAAAGAACAUCGUUUCGAGCAUCCGAUUUCUGCUGCAGUGAAUAUUGGGAACAAACUGGCGAUAGCAUUUCCGGCCAGAGAAGAUGAAGUUUCGGGAAAAAUAAUUGAAUUGCCGAAGAUUGAUCUUGCUGGAAGAAUCAUUCCUGUUCCAGAAGAUGUAAAGAAGCUAGUAGCGAUUCCUACUCGAAGCAAGAAGCAGCAAAAAUUCGUUCUUCUGGCUGUAACUCAAUCGAAGUUCAUUCUCUUCAAUGAUCAAGGAAAGCGAAAAGCAACAGCGAACCAUCAAAACUUCCAAAGAAAACUUCACUGCGUCUGGGAUUCAUCUGGCGAAAUUCUUUACUCGACGAGUGGAAGGUUUACUGUAACGAGUUGGAACUUUGGCUUCGGACUAAAUUCGAUAAACAUGGGCGCUGAAAUCGAGUCGAGCAAGUUUGAAGUGAUCGGACUAUCAGUAAAUAACUACCGUCAGUUGGCAAUUUUGGGAUCAGAGGUCAUAAUUUUGCACGAUCUUAUAAACCACCAGAAAAGAGAACUCAUCAAACUUCACAACAAUCAAAUUACAAUAAUCGAAACGACCGGUGAUCGCUGGAUAACUGGUUCGUUGGAUGGAACUUUAAAGAUUUGGAAUCUGGAUUGGCAACUGAUCGACACGAUGGUUUCCCAUCAACAUGAAGUUAUUGCAAUUUCGGCGAUGACCAUUUUAUCCGGCACUGAACUCGUUCUCUCCCAAAGUCUCGACGGGCGAAUAAUUUGCUGGUCUCUAGAAGGCGCAGAAGUUGUUAUGGACGAAUUCUUGCCAGAAUCACCCCAGUUCGAGAGGCGGCAGGUCGGUUAUUCUGCCGGAAUGCUCGCUCGCUCUGAUCAAAGCCUCCUUUCUUACGGAGAAUACGGUCUCUACGACUAUCACAUCAACCUGCUUUACUCGAAAUUACACCAAUUUCACGGGCCCGUUCGUCGAAUUGAACUUGGUAUUCCCACUUUGUCUGAGUACUCGGGAAGCGGAAAUGUUCUUGCGGUUCAGGUUGGCGACUCCGAAAUCAUUCUUAUUUCAACCCUCGGAUUAGUCAUCAACAGGGUGAAAGUAAUGGGUCCAAUCGAAGACUUUGCCUACCAAAAGCAUCUCGAGCUCCUUCACAUUCUGGUCGCUGGAGGGAUUGAAGUUUACGGCGUCGCAUCGUUCGAGAAACCAGCUCCUCUUCUGAGCCACUUCACAACGGCUCGAUCAAGAGAAGUCAAAAGCGUCGAGAUCUACACACCAGACAACGAUUUUCUGAUCCCCGAUUGGGAUGUCUUCUGCACCUCGCAGCGAAGUCUAACUCGAUGGAAUGCACGUUCUUCUAGCGUCUGUUUCGCUGUUUUCUAUCGAAUCUACGCUUCAACAAACGAGUGUUUGGAGCCAAUAUCACGUGACAGCGUCAAAGAUAGCCAUCUCGUCGAGUUAAUCAACGGAUGCCCCUUGAUUGCAGUGAACUCGCCUGAAUCGAUGGAAUUCUCCAUCAGAAAAAGCGGCCCUGGAACUCUGGUCGAUCCUCUCGAACAACACGCCGAUCAUGUGACAAGCUUAUGCACCACGGCGGAUCUAAAUUUCGCCGUCUCUGCAAGUCUGGACGGAAUUAUAAAAGUCUGGUCUGAACGGGGCGAUCUCAGGCAAACAGCUGACCUGAAUCGACCGAUUGGCUCUUUGUCCUUUGCGGGAGGGAGUGGUGAUCUAAUCGUCGCUUUUCAAAAUUCUACCGAGUUGCAGGUCGUCAACGCCAAAGAUUAUUUACCAGAAGAUUAUCUCAAGAACACGAUGAUCCGGAGACUGGGGAAAGUCGAGGAGGCGCCGAAAAUGACUGCAAGAGAUUCUAGCGACGAUGAAGAAGAAGAACCUGAAGAAGAAGAAGCGAUCGAAGACGAUGACGGAGAAAACGAGGAAGCGCGAAAUUUACUGCGGCGGAAUAGAGACAUCGCGAAAAUCAAAGCGGCAAAAGGGGAAGUUCAAAAAACAGAUUUUUCAAAAACGGAAAGAGAACAAAUCGAACGAGUGGCAUUCGACAAGUAUAUGAAGGUUGCUUUCGGAGAACGAGCGAAUAUUCACAUCCCGACUGAGGAGGAUUAUGUAAAUUGGAAACCGCCAGUGACUCCGCCGCCCGAGCCAGAUCCUUCUCAAGAGCCCACUGUCGACAAUGAAAUCGAAGAGCAAGAGGAUCAACAAUCAAGUUCUCCGGUUGACGUCAAUGCAAAUCCUGAUGAAGCCAUCACGGAAGUUGCUAGUAAAACCUCUGUAAGAUCAAAUAUCGAAGGUGCACCAGUGCCAGCUGGAAUCGGAAGAGCCUUGUCAGCAAUUUCAAACACGACUGUUUCAAACACUCUCAUCCCCAAUUCGACCUUCCGAUCGAGCAUCCCCGACCUCGAAUCCCUCGACGAAGAUGGCAAGUGGAAACGACCAGAGUACAACUUCUCCUCCCUCACAGCUCUCCCGCAAGAAGAGGAUGAAGAAGAAUUCGUGCCAAUUCCGCUCCGACAAGAAGCCGCGCCCACCCCACCUUUGGUGCAAAAAUCAUUGCUGCUCCAGCAAAUGGAAGCGGCAAUUGUCGCGGAGCAAAAUAAAGAAGAUGAAGCUCAGGAGGCAGAAAAACAGGCAGAAAUUGAGGAACAAGAGCGUGUGAGAAAAGAGGCUGAGCUAAAAGCUCGCAGGGAGGAAACGGCUUCCCGAAAUCUGAAGCCGAAAAAUUUCAAAGUUCGCGAACAUGCCCGACGGGUGCCAUUUACCCUUGCUCCUGCUUUGCCUAGUCCGCGAAACUCUCUUAUUGAGCAGUUACCAGUUAAUUCUGCGCAAAUUUCGUUUUCGACAAAAACGGAAAGUGGUCCUUUGGAGCAAGUACCCUCCGUAAUACCUUUGGAAGUGAGCGCAGAGCCGGAGAUUGCCGCGGAAGUCGCUCUUCCCAAAACACAAAUCUCAAAAUCGCCGACGUGUUACAAACCCUCCAAGUUUGUUACACCGAAAACACCAUCUCUCCAACGACCCAGCCCCUUGCCCCCACUUGAAGCGCUCGUGCUCGAUUCCGAUGAACUUACUGUUGAGGAUCUCUCAAGGCCAUCCACCAGACAAUACUCUGCGAGGAGCAAAGCAACUACAGCUAGAACACCGAGACUUGUCACGUGGCCUGGAUUGGGUCAGUUCGCGCAUCACUCGUGGUAUCCAGCAUUAUUGGCGUCUUUUGAAGAUGGAACUGUUGUCACAAAUGAAUUCGAUUUUUAUACAGAGCUUGUCAAGCUGCUUGGAACAUUAACAAACGAAGAAAUCUUCUCCGACCUCGUUGAUUUCUUACUAAACGCGCAGUCUGAACGGACAAUUGCUGCUUUCCACGUGGAUUUAUCAAACCAGCUGAUUUACGCUCGCCUUGACAGGACACUUUGGGACGUGGAGAAAGAAAUAGUUUCGAGUUCCAUGCGCUGGUUGCAUACAGUAGAUCGCCAAUCGACAAGAUACGGAAAUGUCUUCCUUUUGCGUCUACAUUUGGACAUUUCUGAAGAAAGAUUCCAACUUCUGAGAAGCGUCGAUAUCGAAGAUGAAGAAAAUUUAAUAAUCAAAAAGGUUGAUGCUUUGGCGAAUCCGCAAGCGAUAAAACGCUUCGUCGAAUCUUGGUCCGCAAAAGCUAUCAACGCGGACUAUGGAAAAGGAUCCUGGAUCGAUGGACUGCGACUUUUUGUUGAAUCGAAGACGAAAAGGGAAAAAGCGCCGAUGUCUGCUCCGCCGAUUAUACAAACUCAAGCAAAAGUUGAAAGCAAAACUGAGAAAAGUAAAAAUAUGGAAGAAAAUAUUGUCACUCUGCCGCGAAGAAGAAUUCGUCGUGUUCUACCUCCACUUAUGACGGAAAUCAACGAGCGUGGCGAACCCAACAUAACUCGAGUAACAGUUCCAAGAUCGAAGAUCAUUCUAGCGCCGUUUGGAUCCUUCUGGGAAAGUCACAAGCCGGGCUCGACUUCUCGUGCAUUGCCACUCGAUGCAGCGCCAAUCAAUGUCCCGCCACCGCCGAUGUACUAUCCUGACGAGGUGGAUCUUCCUGAACCGUCCUUGGUUGAUCGAAUGCAGAAGUUCUUUUUCAUUCAAAACUCGUAUUAUGUUGAUGAUGUUUAUAUGUAA